This is a messenger RNA of Ostreococcus lucimarinus CCE9901, 603 nucleotides long. RefSeq lists its product with no specific name. NCBI's taxonomy places the organism in Eukaryota, Viridiplantae, Chlorophyta, Mamiellophyceae, Mamiellales, Bathycoccaceae. The coding region runs from base 1 to 603 and encodes 200 amino acids. The transcript has a single exon. The record is from RefSeq and is a predicted model, not a curated record.
AUGAUUGAAGAAUUGGAAGCGUACGCGAAGGAGAGCAAAGUGGAUGAUUUAUUCCGGGAUAUGAUGACUGGGUGUUUCAAGAAACGACCGAGCGCGCCGGUGACGUACAUCUUGGAGUACCUCGCGAGCGAGUACCCAGAGGAGAGUUUGACGCACGCGCGCGCGUUCGUAGACUUGAAGGAUGGGAUCACGAGCGCGAACGUGGCGGUGGACGAAGACGAAGACGGCGCGCACGAUGUUGUCGUUGAAGAUAUCGAUGAAAAACAUGAGAUCGUCGAGGCGCCGCUGACGUCACCCAAGGACGUCCCCGCGAAGGCGACCGACGUCGUCGCGGAGGCGAUCGAGGACGUGGCCGUUGAGGGCGAGAUAUUACCGGACGAAGCACAACAUCUCAUGGCGCCAGAGGAGGGCGCACACGUCGACGUCGUCGUCGAUAAGCCCGAUGAGCGCGUCGAGGAGUGCGAAAGUGUCGCCGAAGAGCCCGUCGACGCGGACGCAGGUGAGGAAGAGCAAAAAGAAGAACCACCCGUCGUGACGCCCGCGAGUGAGGAAGCUGUCGAAUCGAUUACGAAUGCGGAGAACGUGGAGGAUGCACCAAACUAA